GAUGCUUUCUUCCCAGCGACCCAGGCUUGAAGGUUGAUCCGAAGACUCUCCCCGGCCAGACUCGCGGAGCAGUCAUGCCGGGGUCCCCGCGUCGCGCCCCGGGGCUGCUGCUGCAGGCGCUGGUGGCGAUGGUGUCGCUGGCCCUGGUGGCCCCCUUCGGGCUGCAACCCGCGCUGUGGCCCAUGCCGCGCUCGGUGCAGGUGUUCCCGCGGCUGCUGUACAUCUCCCCGGAGAACUUCCAGAUCGACAACAGCCCCAAUUCCACCGCGGGCCCCUCCUGCUCGCUGCUGCUGGAGGCGUUUCGGCGAUAUUACAACUAUAUUUUUGGUUUCUACAAGAGACAUCAUGGCCCUGCUAAAUUUCAAGAUAAACCACAGUUAGAGAAGCUUCUGGUCUUCAUUAACCUCGAACCGCAGUGUGAUGCCUUCCCUAGUAUGUCAUCAGAUGAGUCCUAUUCUCUACUUGUACAAGAACCAGUAGCUCUCCUCAAGGCCAACGAAGUUUGGGGAGCACUAAGAGGUUUGGAGACCUUUAGCCAGUUGGUUUACCAGGACGCUUAUGGGACUUUUACCAUCAAUGAAUCCACUAUUGCUGAUUCUCCAAGAUUCCCUCAUAGAGGAAUUCUAAUUGAUACAUCCAGACACUACCUGCCUGUGAAGACAAUUUUUAAAACUCUGGAUGCCAUGGCUUUUAAUAAGUUUAACGUCCUUCACUGGCACAUAGUGGACGACCAGUCUUUCCCUUAUCAGAGUAUCACUUUUCCUGAGCUAAGCAACAAGGGAAGCUAUUCUUUGUCUCAUGUCUAUACACCAAACGACAUCCAUAUGGUACUUGAAUAUGCCCGGCUCCGAGGGAUUCGAGUCAUACCAGAAUUCGAUAGCCCCGGCCAUACACAGUCUUGGGGGAAAGGUCAGAAAAACCUUCUAACUCCAUGUUUCAUUCAAAAAAUUAGAACUCAAAAGGUUGGACCUGUAGACCCAAGUCUAAAUACAACAUACGUAUUCUUUGACACAUUCUUCAAAGAAAUCAGCAGGGUGUUUCCAGACCAGUUUAUCCACUUGGGAGGAGAUGAAGUGGAAUUUGAAUGUUGGGCAUCAAACCCAAACAUCCAAAAUUUCAUGAAGAAAAAGGGCUUUGGCAACAAUUUUAGAAGACUAGAAUCCUUUUAUAUCAAAAAGAUUUUGGAUAUUAUCACAUCCUUAAAGAAGAGCUCCAUUGUUUGGCAAGACGUUUUUGAUGAUCAAGUGGAGCUUCAGCCGGGCACGGUAGUUGAAGUGUGGAAAAGUGAAAAUUACUUAAAUGAAUUAGCACAAGUCACAGCAUCCGGCUUCCCUGCCAUCCUUUCUGCUCCUUGGUACUUAGACCUGAUCAGCUACGGGCAAGACUGGAGAAACUACUAUAAAGCGGAGCCCCUUAACUUUGAAGGUUCGGAGAAGCAGAAACAACUUGUUAUUGGUGGAGAGGCUUGCCUAUGGGGAGAAUAUGUGGAUGCAACUAACCUUAUUCCAAGACUAUGGCCUCGGGCAAGCGCUGUUGGUGAGAGGCUCUGGAGCCCUAGAAUUAUCACCAACCUGGAAAACGCCUACAGACGACUGGCAGUGCACCGCUGUAGAAUGGUCAGCCGCGGAAUAGCUGCACAACCUCUCUUUACUGGAUAUUGUAACUACGAGAAUAAAAUGGAAAAGUGACAGAAGUCUACAGCACUACAGCUCUAAUCAUGUUGAUUCUGAAAUCAUGUAAAUUAAUAUUUGUUAGGCUAUUUUUUAAAUAAACUAUCUUUUUAUUGAUUGAAUCUUUCUAUAUCUGAAUCAAACACUGAAUACUGACAUCUUUUAUGUGAGCAGCUUAAAAAAAAUAAAAGAAAAAGCUUUGCACUACUA
Rattus norvegicus (Norway rat) is the source of this 1880-nucleotide messenger RNA. It is a transcript of the gene Hexb, whose product is annotated as hexosaminidase subunit beta. The transcript is spliced from 14 exons. Gene Ontology annotation, biological process: single fertilization; positive regulation of transcription by RNA polymerase II; chondroitin sulfate proteoglycan catabolic process. Gene Ontology annotation, cellular component: lysosome; membrane; extracellular region. The coding region runs from base 75 to 1688 and encodes 537 amino acids. Lineage: Eukaryota; Metazoa; Chordata; Mammalia; Rodentia; Muridae. The record is from RefSeq and is marked provisional. Gene Ontology annotation, molecular function: hydrolase activity; hydrolase activity, hydrolyzing O-glycosyl compounds; acetylglucosaminyltransferase activity.